Molecule: messenger RNA, 216 nt
Organism: Durotheca rogersii
Lineage: Eukaryota; Fungi; Ascomycota; Sordariomycetes; Xylariales; Xylariaceae
Product: glucose-repressible gene protein
Exons: 2
Coding region: 1-216 (71 amino acids)
Source: RefSeq, a predicted model, not a curated record
AUGGACAAGGUUCAGAACGCCGCCAACUACGUCUCCGACACCAUCAAGGGCGCCGCCAACACCGCCUCCAAGGAAGCCAACAAGGAGGUUGCCAAGGACAACUCGGCGAGCGCCUCCACUCGCCUCUCGGCCGCCAAGGAUGCCGUGGGCGACAAGGUUGACGAGAAGAAGCACAACACGUCGGCGGACGUGAACAAGGAGGCCGCCAAGCACUAA